AUGGAAACUGUUAACCAAGUCUCCAACCUACCUAUAACACCCACGAGGUUACAAGAUGUGAGAGACCAUACUGCUGCUGACAGUGGUUUCCAAUCUCUAAUUCGAGUGAUUCAGGAAGGAUGGCCUGAACGUAAGGAAAACUUACCCAGGGCAGUGGUACCCUACUUCAACCUAAGAGAUGAGCUGACAACUGAAGAUGGCGUUAUUCUCAAAGGUCAGCAAAUUGUCAUACCUCAAUCUCUAAGGGCAGAUAUGCUACAUCGUAUCCACUCAUCACAUGUGGGUAUUGAAGGAUGUUGCCGUAGAGCUCGAGAUUGUGUCUACUGGCCAGGGAUGAGUGCUGCCGUUAAGGACUUCAUUGAGAAGUGUGACAUAUGUUGUUCCUAUGCAAGCAAGCAGCCAAAGGAAACCUUACAUCCGCAUGUAAUCCCUGACAGACCAUGGGCGAAGGUAGGCAGUGAUGUGUUUACAUUUGAUGGCAAUGACUAUUUAGUCACAGUGGAUUACUACUCCAAUUUCUGGGAACUAGACUACCUGGAAAAUACAACCAGUUCUACCAUAAUCCGUAAACUGAAAGCCCAGUUUGCCAGACACGGAAUCCCAGAAAUCUUUAUGUCCGAUAAUGCAUCCUACUACACAUCGGAAGAGUUUCACAAGUUCAGCCGAAAAUGGGAUUUCCAGAUGAAAACGUCCUCUCCAGGUUUCCCACAGAGUAAUGGUAAGGCUGAAAAUGCAGUGAAAACAGCUAAGUCCCUGAUGCGGAAGGCAAAAGCGUCCAGGACUGACCCAUAUUUGGCAAUUCUUGACUUCCGCAACACCCCGACACAAGGUGUCGACGCUAGUCCUGUCCAAAGACAUGAGCCGUAG
This is a messenger RNA of Liolophura sinensis, 867 nucleotides long. RefSeq lists its product as uncharacterized. Gene Ontology annotation, molecular function: nucleic acid binding. Lineage: Eukaryota; Metazoa; Mollusca; Polyplacophora; Chitonida; Chitonidae. The coding region runs from base 1 to 867 and encodes 288 amino acids. Gene Ontology annotation, biological process: DNA integration. The transcript has a single exon. The record is from RefSeq and is a predicted model, not a curated record.